Messenger RNA from Siniperca chuatsi (mandarin fish), 3767 nucleotides. Its product is annotated as adenosine receptor A1-like. The record is from RefSeq and is a predicted model, not a curated record. The transcript is spliced from 2 exons. Gene Ontology annotation, biological process: G protein-coupled adenosine receptor signaling pathway. Gene Ontology annotation, molecular function: G protein-coupled adenosine receptor activity. The coding region runs from base 13 to 996 and encodes 327 amino acids. NCBI's taxonomy places the organism in Eukaryota, Metazoa, Chordata, Actinopteri, Centrarchiformes, Sinipercidae. Gene Ontology annotation, cellular component: dendrite; synapse; membrane.
AUAGGAAGCACAAUGGAUGUGGGGAAAGUGAUCUACACGUUGGUGGAGGUGAUCAUUGCUGUUAGCUGCUGUCUUGGUAAUAUGUUGGUUAUUUUGGCACUGUGGACCAGUAAAAGCAUUCAACAACCUACGUUCUGCCUUAUUGUCUGUCUGGCUGUGGCUGACUUUAUGGUUGGCUGCGUGGCCAUACCAUUGGCUGUGGUGGUGGACGGACGAGUUAAGACUUCAUUCCACGGCUGUCUCUUCAUCAGCUGUGUGGUCAUCUUGUUGACCUUGGUCUCAGUUUUGUCUCUCGCGGCUAUUGCAGCGGACCGAUUCCUCCGGGUGUAUGUCCCUCUGAGGUACAAAAGGACUGUAACACAGAGACAUUCUUGGCUUGUGGUAGCAGCAUGUUGGCUAGUUGCAAUUCCACUGAGUUUUGCUCCCAUAUUUGGAUGGUCCGACCACAAAACCUUGUCUAACUCAGUCAACUCUACUAUUGUCUGCCAGUUUAUAUCAGUGAUCCCCAUGUCAUACCUGGUUUACUUCAACUUUUUUCUCUGCACCCUGACACCUCUGUUGUUGAUGACUUUAUUGUACGGGUAUGUCUUCUGUACUAUUCGAGGAAACCUUCGAGAGAAACCAGGCAACGGUUUCCAAAAACAGUCUCAGAACUACCUAAUGAAAGAGAAACAGCUGGCAACAUCUCUGUUUCUGGUCUUGGCUCUGUUUGCCCUGUCCUGGCUCCCUCUCCACAUAAUGAACUGCAUUGUUUACUUUGGUGGACCGAAUGAUGUACCAGUAACAGCUUUGUACAUUGGCAUCCUGCUUUCUCAUGCUAACUCAGCUGUAAACCCAGUUGUGUAUGCAUUCAAAAUACAAAAGAUCAAGACAGCAUACCUAAAGAUUUGGAGACGGUAUAUUGCAUGUGGACAAGAAAAUCAAGGAUCUCAGACAAGCCAGACGACAGACAACAACCUCAGUAGUAACAUUAACAGUGUGGUCAAAAAUGAGUGAAGGAAUAUGUCCUUGUUUGUGUGCUUCUUUGUUCCUAAGGACCAACUUUGAUUGACUGUUGUGCAUAAAGAAACAUUUUAAAACAUGUUGAAAGGUUAAGAAAGUCCGUUACAGUAUGUGGAGUGUAUUGAAAUCCUAAAGCUACCUUUUAAUGGAUGAAGAUGAUAUUCUGUUUAUUGACACAGUAAACAAAUCUAGCCAUGUUUACUGAAAUAUCUGUUAUGUUCAGGAAUCUGUGUGUGUUUGUGUGUCCUGUAUAUGCGACCGAGCAUGCGUGUGCGCCUGUGUGUAUUGCAAAAAUUGUCUUGCAGAGGAAAAGGGCAACUUCCACUUGCCUUAUGACGUUUAGCUUCUCACUAAGUUUCAUAUCACUGUUGUCUUCCUGUUUCUGUUCCAGUUCCUCAUGUGCAUUUUAACAUAAACACUCUUUCUCAGAAAUAACCUUCACUAUCUUUGAAAAAUGAAUACAACUUUUACACUACUAUGUAAAUCUGGUCUGUUCAUAUUAACUGAUUGAUUCAUACUUUUUAUGCAGAAUUGUUAUCGUUACUUUGGGGACAGGCAUUGUGCACUUGACCAGAAAAAUAGAAAUCUAUGUACAUUGUAACAUAUAAUCCAAUAGAACAGCCCUGCAACACGUUCUUUUUUAAAACUUAAAAUGUUUUAUAUUUGUUCAGACUGUAUCAGACAGGUGUUAAUUCAGAUAUAUGGUAAUUUUUUAAUAUCUGUAAUUUGCUCUGUUGUUGGAUUGGAUUACAUAUAAUUCUGUUUAUAAUAUUCUGUUCCCCCUUGUAAAUGGAAAUAGCCAAAAUAUUAGACACACAUUUCAAAACAGCGCAGUCUAAUACAGCAACACCACAAAGUACAGCCUCAAAAAUGUUUCACAAAGGUAGAACUUAUUGCAGAGCUGUACUAUUGGAUGACAUUACAUUGCACAGAUGUUCAUAUUUUUAUGGUCAAUGGGUUUUUAAUGUCACCAAUACAUGACCAGCUACCAGUUGUACCAACACCAUUAACAAAAAGCCUAAACAAUAUACCGAUUUUGUUAUUUGUACCAUUUCGUGAGAACUGAUGUAUUUUAUUUUUAUUUUUAACAAGCAAUCUCAAGUACUUAUAGAAAUUCAUACAUGUCUGCUAAAUUGAAGAAGAAAUCCAACCUUAAACCUGUUAAUGGCAUUAAAAUGGCAGCUAUUGGCAAUGUGCAUAGCAUUUUUGGAUCGUUUUUAUUUAGGUGAUUUUCUUAUGAAGUACAGUGUCACAACGGGAUAUUUGAAGUGUACCCAGAAGGAAUAUAAUGAAAAAAAGACACCAAACCAUCAGCUAAUCAGAAUAAAAUAACUAUUCAUGAGUCAUCAUUUUGUACCAGCUGACAGGAUAGGCACUGACACUUGCUUGUAAUUUUGAGGGUACAUUGAUUUAAUUCAACUUUUUCUUUCACUUAUCACUAUUUCUUUCAUUAUACUGUUUUUUUAAUGUUUUUUGUUGCUUGUAUUUCAGAAAUUCAGUUUAAGUUCCUCAUUAUUUCUGUAUGUACUGUAGUUUCAUCAGAUCACUUAUCAGAUGUUUGUGGUUAGUUGAGUGAUAGUUAAGCCCUUUGCUUCAUUUCCUCACUCAAUUUGCAGCUCUAUUUUCUUCUGAACAUACAGUAUGGGUUUUAUCUGAUGUGAAAUUAAACUUGUGUUUAAUGUUUAUGAAUACAGUCUUUUAGUGAGUAUUUUCUUCCUGCUUGUCGUUAUCAGUUUCUGCUUGUUUACGAACCACCACUUUUAAGCAACUCAGUGUUUUAUUUGCAAAAGCUUAAAUCACAAUGUCUCAUUUCCUAUUUUUCAGCAAUGCAUCAGAUUCAGUAUCACACUGAACUGUCACAACUGUCUUGUCAAAGCAGUAGGGAAUCAAAUUUAGUUUAAAUUUUCUUUAUUCUUUAACAUCCCUUGCCAUCCAGUUACAAAGUUUUUUUUAAAUAUAAUACUUAAUAUAAUGCUGCUCCCACACUUGUGUAGGUUUUUAUUUAAUUUGAUUUCAAUUAUAACUCUUCAUGAUAAUUUUUCACCCUUUGGGGCUGUAGUCACAAAGAAUCUUAUCCUACCACUAGGAGUCCUCCUAAAAGGCAUUAAAAGUGUCUAAGAGUUUCCUCUUAAGAGCUAGAGCAACUUUACAGUUUUUUACAAUCGCUUUGACAGUUUUUUCAAUACAUUUAACAAGUUUCCUAAAUUCUUAACACGGUUAGCACAACAUCCGUCUUUGUAGGCUAUACAAUUAACACCUUUCUUGUUGCUUUGAUACAAAAUGCAUACAGUUAACACCAAUUUAAAAUGCUUGAACUGCUUUUACACACAAGCUCAACCAAGACCAAAACAAUGUAAUUUUACAGUCAAAUUUACAAAUGCUUUCACACUGCAUGUGACAGAUAACAUCAUGUUCUAAACAUAACUUAUAUAGGCUAAAGUCAAAGUGAACAGCUGUUCAUAUUGUGAAUUGAAACACAAAUAUAUUCCCUGUAUUUUAUUCCAUUGCUAAUGAGAAACAGCUUAUUGCAAUUAUGCAAUGAAUCACAGCUGAACACUGCCAGGGGUGGAUAAGGCAUGGCAAAAGAUUCUUCCCACUGCCAGAGAAGAUAUCAGGUGUGAUGUAGAUGAGAACAUGUGGCCAAAUGCAGAAGACCAGGCAGAUUAGAAGAUUACUUUGUUUUUUUUAAUUAUAAUUCCGGUUCUUUUUCUGUUUGUAUAUCUUGCAGUAAUGUCCUUUUGCAAAUAAAGUCUUCACUGCAGCAA